Molecule: messenger RNA, 687 nt
Organism: Apodemus sylvaticus (European woodmouse)
Lineage: Eukaryota; Metazoa; Chordata; Mammalia; Rodentia; Muridae
Gene: Eras
Product: ES cell expressed Ras
Exons: 1
Coding region: 1-687 (228 amino acids)
Biological process (GO): Ras protein signal transduction
Cellular component (GO): plasma membrane
Molecular function (GO): GDP binding; GTPase activity; GTP binding
Source: RefSeq, a predicted model, not a curated record
AUGGCGUUGCCGACCAAAUCUAGCAUCUUGGACCUGAGCUCCAGCCCACAAUGCACCAGCUCCCCAGAGGAAAGCCACGAGGCUUGGGCACAAUGCAGAGAUGCUGGCAGGCAGCUACCGGAGUACAAGGCGGUGGUGGUAGGUGCAAGCGGUGUUGGAAAAAGUGCUCUCACGAUCCAGAUGACUCACCACUGCUUCGUCAAAGAUCACGACCCCACGAUCCAGGAUUCCUAUUGGAAAGAAGAGGCCCUGGACGACGGCGGGGGCUACAUUCUAAAUGUGCUGGAUACAGCCGGCCAGGAUAUCCACCGGGCUCUGCGUGACCAGUGCUUGGCAGUGGGUGAUGGCGUGCUGGGCGUCUUUGCUCUUGAUGACCCCUCGUCUCUGGACCAGCUGCAGCAGAUAUGGUCCACCUGGAAGCCUCACCGCAAGCAGCCUCUGGUACUAGUAGGCAACAAGUGUGACCUGGGAAGCACUACUGGCGAUGUUUAUGCCGCCGCCACAGUCCUUGCUCACAAGUUAGGAGCCCCCUUAGUGAAGACCUCAGCCAAAACGCGGCAAGGCGUAGAGGAAGCCUUUGCCCUGCUUGUCCGCGAGAUUCAGAGGGCCCAGGAGGCUGGGGCGGAGUCAAGCAAGAAGACCAGACGCCACAAAGCCGUGUGUAGCUGUGGCUGCUCUAUAGUCUGA